This is a messenger RNA of Vanderwaltozyma polyspora DSM 70294, 1440 nucleotides long. RefSeq names its product ubiquitin-specific protease UBP14 (gene UBP14). NCBI's taxonomy places the organism in Eukaryota, Fungi, Ascomycota, Saccharomycetes, Saccharomycetales, Saccharomycetaceae. Gene Ontology annotation, molecular function: zinc ion binding; cysteine-type deubiquitinase activity. The annotation marks the transcript as partial. The record is from RefSeq and is a predicted model, not a curated record. The transcript has a single exon. Gene Ontology annotation, biological process: protein deubiquitination.
AUGGGGGAUCAGAUUUUAAGUGGACUUGGUGUCCCUAGUGUUAUUGCAAAAGAUGAAUGUAUCUAUUGUUUUGAGAAUUGUCUAAAUGAUAUUCAUUCGGAUAUCAUAACCGAGGAAAUGCACUCUUUGGAUUUAUGUCUAUCCUGCUUCCAAACUAUCUGUGAAAGACAUGUUUCUAUUCACAACAGGGCAACACAUCUUUCAUCAGAUGUUGAUCAUGCUAGUUACUUGCAAAUAGCUAAGGUAACAAAGUUAAGUGAAGAAUUGGAGGAAAAGGAUACUAGUAAGAAGUUGAAACUGCAAGUAAUUGAAAGAUCUGAUGAUGAGAAGUAUGAAACUAUUUGGGUUUUAAAACAAUUUAAUGGUGAAACCCAAAAUUUUACAACAGUCACAACGAGUAACGAAGAACAAUUAUCAAUCGAAUCUAAGGAAGUGAUUGAAAAGAUUUUAAGAGCUAAAUCGCAGAACUUAGUUGAUGAAACUAAAACUUGGGAACUAGAGAUAAAAUCCUGUCAACAUACACAGAAUUUCAAAAAUUUAAAAGAUUUAAAGAAUAGUCAACUGGAUAAAUGUUCAUCUUGUAAUUUGACAAGUAACUUAUGGUUAUGUUUGAAUUGUGGAAAUAUUGGAUGUGGUAGACAGCAAGUUGGAAUUGAUGGUAACUCUCAUGCAUUAAGCCAUUUUCAAGCUAAUCCAGAACAUGCUUUAGCAGUUAAAUUAGGAUCACUUUCAAAUGAAUCAUAUGAUAUGUAUUGUUAUUCGUGUGAUGAUGAGGUCAAAUUUGAAAAUAAGGAACAAUUCGAAAAGAUCUUGUUGCAAUUUGGUAUAAACCUAGGUAAUAAACUUGCAAGUGAAAAAACAUUAGUUGAGCUUCAAGUUGAACAAAAUUUAAAUUGGGAUUUCAAAAUGACUGAUUCUAAAGGAAAUGAUUUGAUUAAGUUAGAUGCAAAUGAUCAAAACGGAUGCGGUCUAAUUAAUUUAGGUAAUUCAUGCUAUAUGAAUUCUGUUCUUCAAUUAUUAUUUAAUGCUGGGGUACCAGAUUGGUCAUUAGAACAGAUUGGAACAGAAUUUCCAUUAGAUGUAGUAUAUCCUUCUAACAAUAUAUUAUGUCAAUUGAUUAAAUUAAGAAACGCGAUGAAAAUUGAACCGGAAAGGUAUCCAAAUGGUAUUAAACCAACUUCUUUUAAAAGAUGUAUUGCACAGGCACAUGAAGAAUUUAGCAGUUCUAGACAGCAGGAUUCCAUGGAAUUUUUCACAUUUUUGAUUGAACAAUUAGACAAAAAAGUCUUGAAUAAAUUUGUAGGAACCAUUCCUACUGAUUUAUUAAGAUUCACUAUGGAACAAAAACUACAAUGUACAAGUUGUCAUGGGGUUAAAUACACGGAACAAACGCAUGGAUGUAUUCAACUUCCUUUAUUAAAAAAUGAUGAUUCUCAGGAG